Molecule: messenger RNA, 12982 nt
Organism: Diabrotica virgifera virgifera (western corn rootworm)
Lineage: Eukaryota; Metazoa; Arthropoda; Insecta; Coleoptera; Chrysomelidae
Product: gamma-1-syntrophin
Exons: 9
Coding region: 499-2025 (508 amino acids)
Cellular component (GO): dystrophin-associated glycoprotein complex; intracellular anatomical structure
Molecular function (GO): protein binding; structural molecule activity
Source: RefSeq, a predicted model, not a curated record
UUGAUGCAAAGGUCAUUGCCUGUGAAGUUUAAAUUAAUAUGUAAUCAAAACAAUCAUUCAUUAUUUGUUUAUAUUGUCUCGUUCUUAAUUGUUUUACGUCAAACUACCCACCAAAAUGGGGAGAGAUAUUCUAAAUGACGUCAACCAUUUUGGGGUGAAGUUCUGAAGUUUUAGAGUGUAGCAGGAGUUUUUCUAGACGGAGUUGCGCGAAAUGGCCUGAAGGGCUGGAUAUUGUUGAAUGGAUAAUCCUACCCUACCAAGUCCGUACGACCCUGCCUUACUACAAGUAAUAUGAUUGGAUUUCAACGUUUUGUAAGUGUGUCAGUGGAUAUUUCUUAGCAUCACAUAGAAAAAUUAGUCUAAUCCUUAAAAAUGACUGGUGCAGUGAAAAACAUUCCCUGUAAAAUGUCAGAGGGGUGAAAAUGAUAUAUCUUAUUACCGGAUUAUUACUGAAUGAUUAUUAAAAACUAAUACAAGAUAAAACUAGUUACUUUAAAUAUGAAGAUAAACGCUACAAGAAUGACGACUCCUAUUGAAGAAAAAGUCGAUCAAAAGCUAAAAGUCAGGACUGGCAUGGUAUCUGUAAGUGAUGGAAAGAGUAGGCCAAUUCCUGUACAGCUUCAUCUCUCCAUGGAGGUGCUUCGUUUGCAAAAAGAAGAAGCCGUAGCACCGGAAUCUAAGUCUGUUAAUACUAAGGAAAGAAUGGUACAAGUUAGAAGACAAAAAGUGGGUGGUUUAGGACUGAGUAUUAAGGGUGGAGCAGAACACAAACUGCCAAUUUUGAUAUCUAGAAUAUAUAAAACCCAAGCAGCAGAUCAAACUGGUGAACUGUUUGUAGGAGAUGCUAUUAUAAAAGUUAAUGGAGAAUAUAUUACUGCCUGUCCUCAUGAUGAUGCCGUAAAUAUAUUAAGGAAUGCUGGAGACCUUGUUGUAUUAACUGUAAAACAUUACAAAGCAGCUACACCAUUUCUACAAAAACAGGAGGAAAAAGAUGCCCAGCAAGCAGCAGAGACCAAUGGCGAAGAAAAGGCAGCAUCAGAUGAGAGUUUAAGGGUAACCAAUAGUACAAGUAGUAGACCUAGCUCUAUUUGCUCGGAAUUAGAACAAGAAACAACUCAAACGCAUUGGGUUGAUAUAGUGACUGUACCUUUAAUGAUGGCGUAUGUCACGAGAUACAUUUUUGGAACUGAUAAACUUAGACCAAACGCUUUUGAGGUUAGGGGACUGAAUGGUAUCAGCACAGGAAUUAUACAUUGUGAUGAUUCUGCUAUUUUGUCUCAGUGGCUGAAGUAUAUUAGUGAUAAUAUUAUUGGACUUACAAAUUUACAGAUGAAAUUGUACAAUAGGAAUUUUAGUGUAUCAGAUCGUAUAGAGUACAUGGGUUGGGUUAACGAGGGUGUUCUAAAUAAUAACCAUCCAUGGCAAAACUAUAAACCCAGAUUUUUUGCACUAAAAGGAACUGAUCUUAUGUUGUUUGAUACACCUCCGUUAAAUGUAACUGAUUGGACGAAAUGCCCUCUAAUGUUUAAAGUUUAUCAGACGAUGUUCAGGGUAAUAAAGGAAUCCGAAAACGUCGAUGAACGACAACAUUGCUUUUUGGUGCAAACUUCAGGCCAAGAUUCGAGAUAUUUUUCAGUAGAAACCAGACAGGAACUGUUAAGAAUUGAAAAUGCCUGGCACUGUUCUGUAUGUACAGCUGUUAUGAAAUUAGGGAACAAAACCUUUACUGUUAGCAGUAACGGUAAAACGGCUGGACUGACCUUGGAUUGGAAUUUAGGAUUUUCUUUACAUGAGGGUGAUUCCAAAACUCCCGUGUGGCAGUACAAAUUUUCACAACUUAGAGGAUCAUCUGAUGAUGGAAAAUCAAAAUUAAAACUCCACUUUCAAGAUAUUGAGUCUAGAGCCAUUGAAACCAAGGAGCUGGAGUGUUCGAUUUUGCAAAGUCUACUUUUUUGUAUGCAUGCAUUUUUAACAGCAAAAGUCGCCUCAGUAGAUCCAGGAUUUUUGUGUUCAAUGAUACCAUAGACUUAAAUGAAAUAGAACUGGUUUUUUAAUUAUUUAAUGACUAUUAUAGCUGGAGUAAUAAGUCCAGUGUUGUUGUUUGCAGAGGUACUCCAAUAAUGUCACUUUUGAAAAAAGUUGGCAUUUUAAUGGUAUACAAUUAGAUGAAAGUUUUUUAAAAACUGUAGUUUUUGUUGUGGCAUGCUCUCAACAAAAAUUUGUGGGGAAUUCUGCAAAAAUGGUAGUAAGAUAUUUACACAAUGGUAAAAUGCACUUUUAAUACUUUUUUAAUCGUUUAGAACCUUUCCAUGAUGAUUUCCUCGUGUUUUUAAACCAAAGAAGCAUUUUGAUUAGAUUUAAAGUAGGUACAAGGCUAUAUUAUGUAUUAUAGUAGGGGUGUUGCUAUAUUGAAGCGACAAGGCUACUCUGGAAAGCUAGAGUUAGGAAGCAGGAACAUGAGACUUUAUCAAGGGUAGUUGCUUAGAUAGAGGGGUAGAAUGUUUGAAAUCAAAAUGAAAAAUGUGGGUACCAACGUGGUUGUAAGUACUGAACACUCUAAAAUGGCCCACAUUUUGUCGCAGUCCUUUCAUGUGAAACCUUUUCCCGCUACUUACAAUUCUGUGUUCAUGAAUUGGGAAUGGUGAGUAGGCAGAAUACACGAAUUGUGGAUAUAUGUGAUGUGGAGGUUUACAGUCAUAGCCAUUCGAAGGAUACCUAUCAGCAAGGGAUGUAUUCAGGUGGUCCCCAUGGAGACGUACUUUACUCCUUAUUGCCAGUAAGUGGAGGGUGGAGGACAUUACAAUCCAUAUCCAAAGACAUUUAUCCGGAUAUUGGUGGUCGGCGAGCUGAACCACCAACAAAUAGGAAGAAAACAUUUAUAUGCUAAUAAGUGGAGUUAAGGUCCAUUGCCAAAUAUAGUGAGUUCGGAAUAGGAAGAGGGUGAAAGCAUUCUCUGAACACCAAGGUGUGUACUUUUGGUGUAGGUUUUGGGCUCUGUAUUUUCGUCGACGUGUCUUUUCUUUGACGACUUUGCCUUGUUCAUUGUCGUUUGAGUCCCUUGGUUUCUCCACACGAGGUGUAUAACCGAGUACUCAUUACUCCGAGUACUGGCUGAAUUAUAGAUCAUUUUUUCGGUAGAACUAGAUUGUAACACUACAUUGUUUCGUAGACAGACGUUGGCACACCAAAGGUUUGAGAUCCUGAAGAUAGUUGCUUCGUCAAUGAGGGCUGGUAUGUUAAAGGCAUCUGAUGCGUUGAAGAAGUCUGCUUCAUCGACAAUGGUUUCAUCGGUGUCUGGCAUCGUGUCUCCUUUUAAGGCAAUGGCUAUAUUUAAAACCGUGCACAAUAGCGUUGACAGCAACUAUCUUAGGUUGUAAUUAAGGUCUUGAUAGCCUCCUGACAAUUUCUCUUCUUGCCUCGUUGUAUUACGUGACAUUGAUGAGUGCAUUUUACUGGUAGAUAAAAACUUGGAAGGUACUUGCUCAUACCAACGAGAUAGGCCUUUUUAAUACAUUGGCAUAGAGUAACUUUAGAAGGAUUUAAGGAUAACCCUUGGAUAAUGUCAAGCUCCCAAGGGGGCGCACCCCACCGGUUGUAAAGCUCUACCUUAGUGAGUCACGUUCCUGUAUCAAGAUUCCUCAAUUAGCAACUCUAGAGAUAGGGCGUUAUCGAUGGAAAUAUAGCAACACCCAGCAUAAAUGUUAAAUAAGUAUUUGGUAAGAAGAAAAUGAGGAUUUAGGUCCAGUUUUUGGACGAAUUUAUUAGCUAGAAUCAUUAGAAGCUGGCAUUUAAAAAAAGCAAACAAAAUCAAUAUAUUUGCCACGUUAAUAACUGUUUGUUUUAUAAUCUAUCCUGUCAUUUUCCUGAACAUUUUCAAAACAUGUAAGACCGGAGAUAAAGGUAGAAUAUCUGGUUGGUUGUGGAUUUUGAUUUAUUGCCGAUAACAAAAAAAGAAAAUAAUAAUUCAUGGGUUUGAGCAUCUGCCAAUAAAACCAUUUCUUUUUAUGGUGCCUAUCCGUUCCAGAUGUUGGUGGGCAACUUGGUUAUCCAUAUGCCAUAUAUCCAUAUGACUGUGCAUUCUGUUAUCCUGUGGUCUUGUACAGGGUGCAUUCAGUGGUGACUUGGCUUCUUCUGCUAGUGUAUUGCUAGUAUUGAUAACUGUAGCCCUGUACGGGUUUUGUCGGUCUGUUCAAGUUCUUAAUUGUCACUUUCAAGCGAUUUAUUGUGGUUAUCUUCCUCAUGGCCUCCACUUCUUCUUUAGGCACCUAUACAAUCAAAAUGAUGAGGCCGUUUUUGGUAUCUGGACUUCAUGUUUUGAGGUUCAGCUCUUCAAUUGCUAUGACUGUCUUGUAUGACUGGUUGCUUCGUUGACUGCUGAUGAUAUACUCAUCGUCAUCCGGUGCUUCUGAUAUCUUUUUCUUAAUCUGUGGUGAAAUUUUCUUUCAUGAGUUUUAGUUCGUGAUGAUUUCCUCCGCUGCCAUUUCCGUAUCCAUAUCCAUGGGGGAGGUAGCCGUUUUUAUUGAGAGUAAAAAAAAUUGUUAUAGAUUCGAGCCAGCAGUUUGCAAAGUCUAAAUAUCUAAGAAUCGAAAAAUAUGCACAGCUAGUUACAAAAUGAUGCUAAGACUAAUAAAGAAGUGUGAAAGCUAGUAGUGAUGAAGUUCAUUAGAUUUUGCUUAGACCAGAUACUAAUCCAGAAAAGUUUUUGAACUUUUUUGGGUGAAUACUGAAUGAGUUUUAUUUAAGACAGUAUGUGAUAUCUUGUAGAUCUCGUAGUUAUUAAGUUGCUCCUUGGUUUGAAAACUAAUCCUUUCCUACCUUAAAUAUGUUCCUUGUAAACUGUAGAUAAACAAUAGUUUUAUCCCUUAAUUCUGUAUUUCUAGAAAAUACUUAAUUCAACGUCACUUUUAAUUACAAGUUGUUUUAAGUCUGUAGCAACAAUUUGUUGUUUGAGAGGAGUGUAUCGUUACUAGAACUGAGAUAAAUUUACUAUUUUCUAAUUGAAAUAUAUUUUAAAUGAGUGUUAGUACAUCUUUUUCCUUAUUAUUUAUCUGUCAAUUAGUCGAUGUAAAGACGUAAAUUGCGAUAUUUAUGCAUGCUUCAUUGAUUACCAUAAAGCAUUCGAUACAGUAAGAAUUAUUAGCAAUUUGUACUGGAAUCAAACAUCGUCUAUCCGGACAGAAGCAGGAAAAUCCGACGAUAUCAAAAUCAAACGUGGAGUAGGUACGUAAGGGAUGUAUACUAUCACCAUUUCCCUUUCACAUAUAUUCUGAGGAAAUCUUUCAAGAAGCAGAUGCCACGGUGGUAUUCAUUGAUAGUUCUGAAGCUCUUAAGGAUAAUGAACAGAAUCACAGAAGUAAGUCAGAGAUAUGGACUUUCACUAAACAUUAAGAAAACAAAAUGUCAAUGAAAAUUGGGACCAUUCCCUAGAAAACAAAUGUAGGAUAGAGAAAGCAGGAUCUACAUAUCAAAAAAUGGCUAAGCUAUUCAAACGUCAUAAUUUAUCAAUACUCAUAAAAAUCAAGUUACUACAAUGUUACAUCUUUCCUAUACUGUUGUACGGAGUUGAGUCGUGGACUCUCACACACGUCACUUGUAAGAAAAUUGAGGCUUACGAAAUGUGGCUUUAUCGUCGAAUUCUGAAGAUAUCUUAUAUCGACCACGUUACUAAUCAGGGUGUUUUGUUGAGAAUGCAAAAAGAAAAAGAGCUGCUAACCACAGUAAAAACAGCCAAAUUCGAAUAUCUCGAACACAUCAUCAGGAACAGCGGUAGAUAUCAACUGGAAAAGUAGAAAAAAAACGGAGACCAGGAAGGUGAAGGAUUUCUUGGAUGAAAAAUCGACGUACGUGGUUCAACAACAACAACCACAAAUAUUUUCAGAGGAGCAGUGUGCACAGUACAGAUUGCCAUAAUGGUCGCCAACAUCCGAAACGAAUAGAUGUUCUUUUCCAUACCUCCUAGGCUGUCGAACAUAUUCCACUUCUUCUUCUCUAUGGCUCUAGAGUUCUUUCUAAGUGAGUGUUGACCGGUUUUCUUCUCUCUUCUUACACUCUUUCCGUCUUGUGCAUUUAUAUCUCGUUGUGGUAUUCCCACACUUGUUACCUCAUCCUUCCAUUUUCUUUUUCAUGGACAACUAAUCUUCCAGUAUUGGACUCUUUCUAAAAGUGAGUUAUUUCAUUAUUCGAUAUCAGUAUGGUCCUUUUCAUAGGCAUUUUUCAGUGCGUCACACAUGAUAGAAAAAAGGUAAGUCCGUGAUAACACACAUUUAUAACAUUUAUUCUAACAUGGCAUUUUAGUUAAAUCUGACAGUUGUCACAUUUGAUUUGCAAUUUGGCAUAAAAACUAAUCAAUUGUGUUUAUUGCAUUUAUAAAAUGGUAUUUUCUUUGAUUUGCAUAGUCUUAUAAAUUGUACAGAUUAUAUUCGUAGAUAUAUAUAUUAUAUAAUUCGUAAAUAAUUUUGUUUCGAUUAUAGCGCCAUCUAUCGACAACUAGAAUAAAUGUUAUAAGUGUCUGUAAUCACGAACGUGCCUUUUUUUCUGUCACAUUCAAUUUAAUGCAGAAAGAAAACGAAAAACUGUGACGCACUGAAAAAUGCCUAUGAGAAAAAGAUUACAUGACCUAUCCCAUCUUAUACGAUUUACCUUGUACACUUCAAUUUAAAACUGUUAAUGAUGAUGCUGUUUCUGUUCUAAUGUUUUUUUUUAUUUCGUGUUUAUAGAUUACAGUUCUGGUAGUGUUACAUUCGCCUCACUUUAGCUAAAAACCUUUGUAAAUUUUUGGAUAUGUAUAUCUGUAAAAUUAUUACAGUGUAGUAUCUUGUAAAAUAACUGAUACCUGCGCUUAGAAUUUGUUUUUCCUUUAGAAAAACAAAAUCAGAUCACUUCCAUUAAUGUUAAAAAUAUUUGAAAGGGUGAAAGUGUUGUCUACUUACCCACUUUUACCUCUCUAUGACCAUUUUUAGACUUUGUAAAGUUCAUUUUAUACAGUGUGUGAUGAAAUUAUUAGAAGCGCCAGCAAAAAGGCAUGGAAAAUACCUCCGACUAUUGAAAAUACUAUAUGGGUUUCGCCUUCCCACGGACAAUAAAAACUGCCGUUUACCCUGUUUAGGCCAUGUUCCUUUACUAUUGCGCUUUUUUCCUCAACAGUGGUACAGUGGUAAAACAUGGAUGUAGUCUGUUGCAAGUCAGUAUACUUCUUGCUGAGGGGUCGAAAACCUUUUAUUCGAGAGAAUUUUUUCUUCUUGCUUGGUUUUCACCCCUUUUAUUGGAUAUCUGGAUAUUAUUAAUUGGCUUCUGUAAGUGGCCCUCCAAUUGUAGGCGCCAAAGCACCUGUUACCUUCGCUUACCGUAGUUGUAGUAUCCAACUGCAGUUGUAGUAUCCAACGUUACAAUACAUUUUGUUCUCGUUAUUUUUGGUCACAUUCUUCUAAUAUGAUCCAUCUGAAAUCGGUACUAAGUGGAUUUCUUGAACAGUCUCACUACUAAACGAUUCACUAGACCCUCUUCCACAACUUGUAACCCUCUGUAAAUCUUCGAACUGAAGAAGUCGUUUUAAUAACAGUUCUUCUUUUUCUUAAGGUGUCGUCUUUCGAAGGUUGGCGAUCAUCAUGACUAUUUGUAUUCAGCUGCUCUAAAAAGCUGGUUAGACUUCUUCUUCUUCUUCUUCUUAGUGCGACUAGGAUUACUCCUGUUUGUGUGCCUCUUAUUCUGUUUCAGUUGUUGACUGUACAUUGUCUUUCCACCUGUUCGGCGGCCCGGCCUUCCAACGGGUCUUCUGUUAUGCGGCUUGUUGUUUUUACAGAUGUUCGCUAAUCUAUCUGGUGCCAUUCGGUUUACAUGUUGGUUCCAGUUUUUCUUUCUUGUUUUUAUCCAUCUGUUAAUAUUUUGAAUUUUGCAUUGUUCGCGUAUACUUCUGUUGCUUUGUCUGUCUCUUAAUGAUAUGCCCGCUAUUAAUCUUAAUACUUUCAUUUCGAUAUUGUUGAUUUGUUGUUUUGUCUUUCUUGUAUCGGUUUUUGUCUCUGCAUAUGUUAGGAUUGGUCUUACUGUUGUAUACUUUUAUUUUGCUUUCCCUGUUCAGAUAUUUGUUUCUCCAUAUGGUGUCUCGGAGGCAACCACUUACUCUUGCUGCUUUUGCUGCUUGCGUUGUGAUCUCUGCUCUUAUAGUCCUGUCACUAGUGAUCUCUACUCAUAGGUAAUUGAAUUUCAUCUUUUGUUCUACAAUUUUGCCGUCUAUUUUUAGUUUACAUCUACGCGGCUUUUGACUGAUACAUUUAGUUUUUUUCUACUGAUAUUCUCAUAUUAAGUUUGUUUGCUGUGAUAUUGAAGGUAUGGAACUGCCUUUGUAGAUCAUCCUCGUUAUCAGCAAUUAGUACUGUAUUAUCGGCAUAGCGUAAUAUCGUGAUUUUAUGCGCUCCCAUGUGGUAUCCCUGUCGUUUUCUUACUUCGUGAAUUAUUUGAUUCAUCGCCAUAUUGAAUAACAAUUGACUGAGCGAGUCUCCUUGGCGGAUUCCUCCUUUUUAGUUCUACGCAUUCUGUUUCUCCUGUUAACAUUCUAACUCCGGUAUUGUUAUUCCUGUUAAUUUCAUUACCUUAUCAUCUGAUGGUCUAUUUGUUCAGCUCAGUUCAGUUCUUAUUUUCCUUAAGGUGCCUUCUCAAGGUGUCGUCUUUCGAAGGUUGGCGAUUACCAUGACUAUUUGUAUUCUGUUUACAGCUGCUCUAAAAAGCUAGUUAGACGAGUAGUUAAACCGUUUUCUGAGAUUGCGCAGCCAUUACAUUUGUCUUCUUCCAACGCCAUGCUUUCCUAAGGUCAUUCCCUGUAUGAGAUUCUGCAGAAGCUGGUAUUUUGUUGCUCUCAUCAUAAUAAUAAUAAUAAUAGCUUUAUUGCCCAACAGUUUCCCAUUUACAGGACAAUGAUAAAAAUAUUACAUAAUUUAUAACACCUAUAGGUAAGAUUUAAGCAGUAGUACCAAAAAAAUAACAUUAAUAAUACAAGUUAGACUAAAAUUAAUAUAAAUUCAAACCGAAAAAGAAAAUAAAUUAAUAAAAAAAAUAAAAUAAAAAAUUAGUGCUUAUUUCAGACACUCAAUAGCUACUUUUAUAAAGUUCCUUUGAGAACAUGAAAAAAUGUCACAAUGCUUACCAAUAACAUUAAAAUUUCUACACAUUACAUUAAUAGGAGCCUUACAUAGAAUAUUUGUACGAGCUCUUGUACACCUAAAUAAUACAUUUGUUCUUAAAUUUGACCUUGGAAUAUUAAAAUUUCAUGUGUCCAAAGUAUUGUAGUUUUCGUAUCUUCGUAUGUAUUUCAUUAUUCAGUUUUGUUUAUUUUGAGAAAGCUUUCUCAAUACUUCUUCAUUCGUGACUCUGUCUAAGUAAGGUAUUUUCAGGAUUCUUUUGUACAGCACAUCUUGAAAACUUCACUUUUCUUAUCAUCGAUUUUGUCCUAGUGGCUGCCUCUGUACCGUAUAGGAGGAUACUUUGAUAACAGUAAAUAAAGUCAACGACACCUAACAUGUGUCUUUAAUAAUUCCAUUACUCACUGUAACUUACAAAAUUAAAUAAAAUAUUCAGUAUUCUACGCAUCUACAAAUGGCACAUAGAUUUCACGAGAUUGUUUUAAGUGUUUUUUAUGAGAUACAAAAUUAGUGAAAUGUGAAUUAAAAUAGUCUGAAUUGAUCAGAAAGAAGCACAAGUAUGGACUAGAGUGAAUCAGUAAAAGUUAAGAUGCCGGAGAUUUUGUCUCAAGCUUAUUUUUGUUGAUAUCUAUCUUUUCCUUUUUGAGGCGUGUUUGGGAUAAAGACGGCUGCGUGCGCACUUUUUUGUUAACAUGUCUACUUUGUACAGAGUACAGAUAGCAACGAUACUUAAAUUUUGAUAAUACUUAUGAGGUCAUAUACAAUUAAGAAAGUUACCAAAAUCCACUUUUAAAUAACCAAUGAAUUUCUCGUGCGCCUUUUUUUGAAGGACAGUUGUGUUUCUACCAAAUUUAUGUUUCCCAAUAACUAAUAUUCAUACAGUAAAUUGAGAUUUUAAAUCUGUUGUGCAUACUCCGCAAAAUGUGCGGUAGCUCUGAAAUUUUCGUAUUUAUUAUUUAUUAGGGAAGAAAUACAGUAAAAAUAACUUAUCUGGUACGGACAUAUACAGAGUAUGACAGACCAUCACCUACCGAAAUUAAUAUGGGAUUGGCAACAACCUGAGUGAAAAAAAAAGGAAGACCAAACACAGCAUGGCUUAAUGGAAUCAAAAAGGCAAUACCAGAGAGCUCUACAACAAGAGACGUGGAUGAAGACUGGGAACGUGAAGUCGGAGGACGCUAUGAACCGUGACGUUAUAUAUACUUACUGAUUCCUCUUCACGCAAUGCUGAGCAUAAGGCGUCAACAAACUGCCUGCCUCCAUUCUAUGGAGGUCUGUCUGUCCUAUCCUUUGUACUGAUCUUUAUUUCUGUCUAGGUUUUUCCAAUAGUCCAAUUUCUUCCUCAACACUUCUUUUCCACGUUUCUACGGGUUUACUUGGUCUUUUCUCUCCAUGUGGUGUGUAUUCUAGGACUUGCUUCGCUAUGUCUGUGUCAGGUCUACUUAGUGUGUGACCCAUCAACUCCAUUUCCUUUUGCAUAUUUUCUUAGAUAUAGGUUCCUGUUUAGUUAUUGUCCUUAACUCUUGGUUUGAUGUGAGGUUUGGCCAGUAAAUGUUAAGAAUCUUUAUUAGGAAUUUAUGUAUGAACACCUGCAUCUGUCCGAUACAUUUUCUUGACACUUUCCAAGUUUCUGCUCCGUAUAUGAGCACAGUUUUCACGUUGCUGUUGAAUAAUCAUAUCUUGGUUUUACUUGUCAUCUGACGUGAAGACCACAUUUUCCUUAGCAUAUUAAAUUCGUUUUGAACUAUUCCUAUUCUCCGUUUUACGUCCUCCUCCGUUCCUCAUUUUUUGUCCAAAAUACUACCCAAGUAGUUAAAUUUCUCUACCGUUUCUAAUUCCGUGCCUCCCAGUGAUAUUCCAAUUUCUCUUGGUAUAUUUAUUUUCAUUAUCUUAGUUUUUCUGGCGUUUAUGUUAGGUCCGACCUUCUUCCUUGCCUCUGCUACUUUUUCAGUUUUGCGUUGCAUGGGUUGUCUUUUUUCUGUUAAAAGGCAUAUAUCAUCCGCAAAUUCCAAGUCCUCAAGUUGGUUAAAAACAUUCCAUCUUAUUCUAGUCUUAUUACUAGUAGCCUUGGACAUGAUCCAGUCGAUUGCUAUUAGGAAUAACAUCGGAGAGAGUACAUAGCCUUGCCUUACUCCCGUGCCAAUAUCUAGUUGUUCUGUUAACUUCUCUUCGUGGACAAUGCGUGCUGUGGACCCUUCGUAGAACAGUUGUAUAAUUUUUCCUUUUCCUUUUUAAUUUUGUAAUUGCAUCUUUUAUCUCUUCAUUGGUGAGACAUUAUAAUAUAUAGGAGCUAUUAAAGGCAAAAUUGGUGCCCAGGGGAUCUAGUCAGUCAUAACAUCCAAUUCAAACUUAAAUUUAUUGAAAGGAGGGUGCAGACGGCAAAAACUGAUCAUCAGCCAAUUGAGAAUUGGAGAGACAGCAUUAACUCACCAGCAUCUAAUAACAACAAAACUACCACCCGAAUGUUCCUACUGUUGAUGUCCAAUGACCGUGUAGCACAUUCUCUCAAAAUGGCCUCUCUAUUCCUUCGAAACAAAAACAAAAAAUGAGAGAACCAAAGAGGACCCAAAUAAACUGUAAUGCAUACUAAAUUGUAAUUUAUUAAACAUAAUUAAGCUUCUUAUGGACUCCAAUCUUAUCUUAAAUAAAAAAAUUGUUGCUGUGUUGACCAGUUUUCCAACUAAUGCAAAACAGAUAAAGACUUAUAUAAUAUAAAAAACUUAUAUAAUAAAAUUCAUUUGUAAUGAUGAUUUUAGUGACAAAAAUAAUUAAGACACUUCGAAUACCGUGGCGGCAAAUAUAGAAAAUUCAGAACUACCAGACCUUUUGUUGGUGUCUAAAAAUUCCUUUCUUUUGACCUAUAUAUUUUUUUAAGUUAAUUAAAUUUAAUACUAAAACUUAUAUACAGAUUAAAAAUCGUGGGAUGGUAUAAAACACAAAUAUCAUAAUCCACAUAAUCAUGUGCCUUUUUGAGAUAUGUCAUUUUAGCUUCACACUAAAUUUUGACAUGUAUUUAAUUCCUCAAGUUGCAUUCUUCUUGUUCAUUCAAAUCAGUUUGUAUUUUUGUUCCUGUUGAAACUUAAGCGGAGGUUCUCCAGCAUCUGUUAACUAAUUUUUUAUAGGUAACUAACUUAACUUAAUCAUCAUUGUUUUUCUUCAAAAAAACAAUCUACAAGAAGCUUCCACAUAUUUAAAAAUAUACAGGGUGUAACAAAAAGGUAGGUCAUAAAUUAAAUCACAUAUUCUGGGACCAAAAAUAGUUCGAUUGAACCUAACUUACCUUAGUACAAAUAAUAAUGUUCAUACAAAAAAACGUUACAGCCCUUUGAAGUUUCAAAAUGAAAAUCGAUUUUUUCCAAUACAUAUUAUUAUAUCGAAAACUGUUUUUAUAUUCUAGAGAUUUUAUAUUGAAAAUGAACAUAUGGCAUUCUUAUGGCAGGAAUAUCAUAAAAAAAUAACAGUGAAAUUUGUGUACCCCAUAAAAAUUUUAUGGGGGUUUUGUUCCAUUAAACCUACCCAAAUGUUUGUGUACGUUCUAAUUAAAUUAUUAUUGUGGUACCAUUAGUUAAACACAAUGUUUUUAAAAUUUCUUUGCCUCUUAGUACGUUAUCGAGAUACGGCUUAUUUUAUGGAGAAAUAUCGAGAAAAUCCACCACAUAUUUGUAAAUUGUUAGCUAAGAUUAUAGAGACCUGGUAAUAUGAAAAUUUAUUUUUAAUUAACAUUUUGUUAGGUACUCAAAAAUUUUGAAACAUAUAAAAAGAUAAGCCGUAUCUCGAUAAAAACAGGCUUAUCGAAAAAGUACUAAGAGGCAAAAAGGUUUUAAAAACAUUCUGUUUAACUAAUGGUAAAG